Molecule: messenger RNA, 2411 nt
Organism: Mizuhopecten yessoensis (Yesso scallop)
Lineage: Eukaryota; Metazoa; Mollusca; Bivalvia; Pectinida; Pectinidae
Product: rho GTPase-activating protein 1-like
Exons: 16
Coding region: 477-1949 (490 amino acids)
Biological process (GO): small GTPase-mediated signal transduction; negative regulation of endocytic recycling
Cellular component (GO): cytoplasm
Molecular function (GO): GTPase activator activity
Source: RefSeq, a predicted model, not a curated record
UUCACCGGAUGUUGACGUUUUCACCGACUUGUCAAUUUUUAGGUUAUUUUUAUAGCUAAAUGACAAAGUGCUGCUCUAUCUAGUUACAAGCUGCAUUAACUUUUACACGGAAAAUUAAUAUUUAUUUGUCAUUGUUAGAUUUAUGUUAAUGCACGAAAGAAAAUGUUACUUUUAAACUCAUAAAACAUGUGCAUAUUUUGGGCGUUCAGGUGUCACGAUCUCGCAGUGACAGAACGGUAGCCCAGAGCCCAACUCUCUUUCAUUAUCGUUAUAUCUAUAUAUCACUGUCAGCUGCGUCGGUUAUUCAUGCUUUGCAAAAUCUUUUCAUGCAAAUCCAUUAUGGAGUUAUAAGGAAUUCGUUGGUUACCAAUAUUAUUAUAAAAAUAUUGACAGCGAUAAAAUUGCAGACUUGUCAAAGUGAAAUCAGUGUUAUGGUGCUUAAAUUGUAAUUUCUGCAACCCAUGACUUAACACAACAUGGAUACAGAUAUGUCUGCAAGCGGAGGAGGUGACCCGCAACCGUACAUUAACGAAGAUUUUCCCUCAGAUGGAAAUGAAGAUGGCCAACUCUUUGAAAGUACAGAGGAGCCAGAAUUUGAAUUCGAUGAAAGUGGCUUAGAACUUGCAGCAGAUGACGGAGACAUGGAGUAUAUGUAUGGGAGUACAGGAAAUACUUUACCACUGUUACCCUGGGAGGUGGACUUGUACUUAGCCAGGGAGAAUUCAGAAGGCAGUGCCUUCCAGAGUGGCUCUAUAACUCCUGAUGGACUCAUUGAUGAAGACUUCGAAAAAGAGCUGGGAACACCGUCUGAUGGUGAGGAGGAAGAUGAAGGGGAGUUUCAGGAUGUAGCCCAACACAAUAUUCUUGAAGUUGCAGGGGAUGAUGUUUAUGGUCGAAAGGUGAUCAUCUUCUCCUCAUGUAAGCUUCCAUCUAGUGAGAAGUUAGACCAUCAGCGACUGUUCCUAUAUUUGAAGCACACAUUGGACCAGUAUGUGGAGAAUGACUAUGUGAUUGUGUACUUUCACUACGGAUUGACCAGCAAGAACAAACCCAAGCUGUCAUGGCUGCUACAAGUGUACCGUGAGCUAGACAGGAAGUAUAAGAAGAAUCUGAAGGCUUUGUAUCUGGUUCACCCAACCAGGUUUAUAAAGAUACUGUGGAAUGUCUUCAAACCUUUCAUCAGUGCCAAGUUUGGGCGUAAGGUGAUGUAUGUAAACUACCUACAUGAGCUGAAGGAACACCUACACUUUGACCAGCUGGUUGUCCCUGAACCUGUACUACAGUACGAUGCUAAACAGGUAAAGUCGAACAAGCCUCCGUACCCUUACUCUGGAGACAGAGUAGAUGAUUCAUCUGGUGCACAGAAAACACAGCAGUUUGGGGUUACACUGAGCCACAUUCGGCAGAAUUAUAAGUGUGUUAUACCCCCAGUGGUGGAGAUUUCUGUGGAAUACCUCAGGGUCAAUGCUUUAGAUGUUGAAGGAAUUUUCCGGAGGUCUGCUAAUGCUCGCACUCUAAAAGAAGUUCAGAAAAAGUUUAAUCAAGGUCUGACUGUAGAUUUCUGUACGGAAGGAGAUGUUCACAUAGCCGCUGUUAUCCUUAAAACCUUCCUCAGGGAGCUACAGGAGCCCCUUCUGACAUUUGACCUAUACCAGCCAAUCGUCCGCCUUCACAACCAGGAUGAGGGCCGGCAAAUGGUAGAUGUCCAGAGGAUGCUUAGGGAAGAACUACCAGAAGACAAUUACAUCAUUCUGAAAUACAUCCUCCAAUUUCUGACAGAGAUUGUUGCACAUUGUGAAGAGAACAAAAUGACGUCCAUGAACCUGUCCAUUGUGUUUGGGCCGAACCUUUUAUGGCCAAAGGGCCAGGCCUCACUGUCCGCCAUGGGCUAUCUAAACAACUUCACCAGGUACCUUAUAGACCACUACCGGGACCUGUUUGAGAGCUGACUAAGGGCACAGGACUGACACAACUCUUAUCAUGUCUUAAUUUUUCUACAAAUUUUCUGUAUGUGCAGGGCAAUAAAGGCCCUUUGUGUUAACUAUUGUACACAUAUGUAUGCUGUGUGGAAACAAUACACCAUGGAUGUGUUUUAGAUAUGAUACACAUACUUUCUUCUUAGAAAUAACUGAGAAGUUAAGUAUAAAACUUUGCUGACAGUAUAUUUUAAGUUUUAUGUGACUACACAGCUGAAACCACACAUUUAACAUCCCUUUAUUUUCAUGGUAUACUGAUCAAACAGGACAUUAAAUACUCAGUGAGAGUAAAUACCCUACAUCACAUAACUGUAUUGAUAAGGACUGAUACAAAUUUGAACACCUGCCAAUAUGUCCUGUUGUUUUAUAGAAAAUAACAUCUCAUUAAAUUAAAUAUCUGUACACUGUAUCUGUACACUGUAUCUGUACAUUGUA